AACUUAUCCUCCACCACGCUCUUUUCAAGGCGACCAAUAUAGGUAGUACCCAUGUCGCAGAAGGUCAAGAUUGCGGCGCGCCUGAGACCCAGAAUCAAGGGUGAACUCGAUGACGAAGGCGUUCGCGUUGUUCAUGCCGAAGAUGACGGGCCUUCAUCCAUUUGCGUCACCAAUCCGAGAGAUAUUUCUCAGGUCUUCAAGUUUCCGUUCACUUCUUGUUACGACCAAACUUCAACACAGGAGGAUAUAUUCCAAGCAGAUGUAGAGCCCUUGAUUGAUGUUGUUUACAGCGGCGUGACCGUAACGAUUUUCGCAUAUGGCGUCACAUCGUCAGGGAAAACUCAUACAAUGCAGGGGACAAAAUCCCAGCCUGGUGUGAUUCCAAGAGCUGUACAAGCAAUCUUCGCCCGCAUCCCCAGCAUUCGACAGUUUCAAGUCUCUAUCUCUGCCUCAUACAUGGAAAUAUAUAAGGAUGAGGUUUAUGAUUUGCUAGUCGAUCGAGAAAUGGCACCGAAAUUACCAGUUAGAGAGAAUGACGUCGGCAAGGUUUUUGUUGCUAACCUCUCUUCUGUUCCUAUCCGCACAUUUGAAGAGUUUGACUCGAUCUAUACUCAAGCCAAUAAGCAGCGAUCUGUCGGAUCAACGCUCCUAAACAGGGCAUCCUCUCGAUCUCACGCUAUUGUAACGCUGGAGAUCAGCAUGUUGGAUGUACAAGAGAACAAGACUCUUACGGGGAAGAUCAAUUUGGUUGAUUUGGCAGGAUCAGAAAAUAAUAAGUUGACUGGCAACGAUCCCUCUCGAAUGGCUGAGUCCGCAGCGAUCAACAAAUCGCUCAGUGUCCUCGGUCAGGUUGUUCAUUCUCUGAAUCAAGGAGCCUCGCGUAUACCCUACCGGAAUUCCAAAUUAACGAGAAUCUUGCAAGACGCCCUUGGUGGCGAGUCCGUUGGUUUGCUCAUAUGCAAUCUAGCACCCGGUAUCAAGUUCAGACAGGAUACUCUCAACACUUUGAAUUUCGCUGUUCGGACAAAGAACAUCGAGAACAAACCUGUCAUCAAUGAGCGAGACAACAGACCAAUGCCUAAACCUCAUUUUGCCGCCGUUCAGCAGCCUCCGCAAGUACAGAAAGCCGCUGUGCUACCCGCUCCUGUUGCUGUCGUGCCUCGACCUUCAAUGAUUGGUGGCCGUCGACAAUCUCUUGUGCCUAGCCUCGCGGGCCCCUCUCGUGUCCCACGCGUUUCCUCAUUUGGGAUAGCUGGCUCUGCUGCACCAUAUCCGACCUCCCAUCAGCGUAUGGAGAAUAGUGUCGGAAGCGUCCACAACAAUAGGACUAGCUUGCAGCUCACGGACAAAGAAAUUGACGAGCGGAUAUCAAAGGCCGUGGAAGCAGAAGUGGCUAGACGAAUGGAGGAACGCGAGAAGGAGCGGUUGAAGGAGGAGGAACAGCGUGUGAAGGAGCUUCAGUCUCAGGCCCUCCAGGCUCAAGCCUCUUCGUCACCGAGAGAGCAGGACAAUAUCCCGUCAGGGCUGCUGUCUCCUAUCCUUAGGCGACAUCAAGACCUUGACAAUGAGCUCAGACAGCGGCUUCACGACCUAGAGAAGAAAUACGAACGCGGCAGUAAAGAGGUUGCAAUGGCUGGAGGAAUGUCGCCCAUCUCUCGGAAGAAGACAGGACGAGCAUAUGUCGCUCUUGCCCGAGCCCAUUCUGAGAAGGGUGAUCUGCACGUCGCUCUCGACUUGUAUCGCAAAGCGGAGUCGUACGUUCCCGACAACAUCAAAUUGAAAGAGAGGAUCAUCGAGAUCGAAUGGGCUAUCAAGAACGGAAAGGAGUUCAAGCCAUCACCGAAGAAGCCCAGGAAGACGAAGACGAAGAAGAAGGGCAAGGAGGGCAAAGCGAAGGGAGUGCAAGCAGUGUAUGAACAGAGGGCAGUGAGUGAAAUGGAGACCGUUAUCGAGGUGCCCGACGAAGAGGAAGGAGAAGCAGGCUUCGUGGUGCUGGAUUUCGUUCCGGAGGUAGCCAAAGAAAGCGAGGAUGAGGAGACAGUGGAGAGUUUGUUGGAACAACGAGAGGUCGAGCUCGGAAGGUUCAAACGAAUGAUGAAACAUCGAUUCGGCAGCGAGGUUACUGAUAAUUCAAGCAAGCGGGGCGCAGAUGAUCAGGACGGCGUGGACAUGGAGACACCGAUGAAGAAACAACGAAAGAACAGGAGUCAGGAGACUGUUGGAGGCAGUGAUGUUGAGUAGGCUGCAGCUGCGCUUGUGAGAAAGGUAUCCAUAUUUGAGUUGUGAUCAGGACAAGCAUUUCAUGUGUCUCGCUUUAAAAUGACAACUCCAAGUUGAAUAUUC
Messenger RNA from Heterobasidion irregulare TC 32-1, 2343 nucleotides. RefSeq lists its product as uncharacterized. The transcript is spliced from 16 exons. Gene Ontology annotation, cellular component: kinesin complex; microtubule. Bases 52 to 2241 code for a protein of 729 amino acids. Gene Ontology annotation, biological process: microtubule-based movement. Gene Ontology annotation, molecular function: microtubule motor activity; ATP hydrolysis activity; ATP binding. NCBI's taxonomy places the organism in Eukaryota, Fungi, Basidiomycota, Agaricomycetes, Russulales, Bondarzewiaceae. The record is from RefSeq and is a predicted model, not a curated record.